UCCCCGACCGAUCGCCGGGGACAGAUAGUAGCAACGCGCGCAUGAAGAAUAAACAUCGCUGAUAUCUCAUAACACACCAUCACAUCGUACUGGACAUACGAUAUAAAUGUAUUAGGAAAAUUGCACGAAACGGAAGCAGAGAAAUAUCAAAAAAUAUAGGAGCGACCUGGACGAGCCGGUCAGUUGUUGGAGGUCGUUGAAGGCGAGCGCAACAACUUUUUUAUGCAAGAUGGACGUGCGUGAACAAGCCUGUAGAGAGCAUCCAUUGAAUGGCAGCUUCAGUGCACAUGAAAAGUUUUGUCAAUUGAUUUUCGAUGGGUUUCUUUGCUGGAUGGCCACCAGGGCAGGAGAAUUGGCUCAUCAACCAUGUCCGAGUGCGCGAGCAAGCGACAGUAUUGUAAACACUUUUCAAGCCACAAAACAAUGUGAUCUUGAUGGGAAUUGGUAUGUUAGUCCUGAGCAAGGGAAAGUUUGGACAAAUUACUCAGAAUGCGACCUGCGUUCGUACUCUAAUGGUACCGCGGUCCUUAACAUCAACGUCCGUUUGAAUAAGUCUUUUAUACAUUUGCUACAUGAAUGGCUACCCACGUUGAAGUGUAUUACCCAUUAUGGAUAUUGGAUAUCACUUAUUACUCUACUGUUCUGCGUUUUUAUAUUGAUUUCCAUAAAAAAAUUGCAUUGUGCGCGGAACGUAUUGCACAUCCACUUUUUCAUGUCAUUUAUUUUACGCGCAACUGCGUAUCUCCUCAAAACGGCCCUUAUUGUUGAUGGCUUGGCAUUCCGAUCAGAUUUAGCCACCAAUUCAAAUGGAGUGCCAAAUUAUAUUACUGAACACUUUAACUGGGUUUGUAAAUUCGUUAUGAGCACUUGGUACUACUUUACGCAGGCGAAUUUUAUGUUUAUGUUGAUGGAAGGAAUUUAUCUACACAAUUUAAUGUUUCUGAAUUUAUUCUCCGAGAAGAGUAGCGUUCGAAUAUAUUAUUUGUUCGGCUGGGGUAUUCCUCUAUGUUUUAUUCCAACUUGGGCUGUUCUACGUACUUUAUACGAUGAUGAUAUGUGCUGGACCACAUCAAACAACGAUUAUAUUUUGUGGUUGACUAAAGUUCCACGCGAUUUGUCAGUUUUAAUCAAUUUCAGCCUGUUCGUCUCCAUCAUGCGUAUACUGUGCAUCAAAAUCAAAUCGAUGUACGUCCAACAUAACAAAGUCAAAUAUCGCCGCCUCCUGCGUUCAACGCUAACCCUGAUGUUGAUCUACGCGGUGCCGUACACACUUUCCGUCCUCUGCCUCGGUGUGGUAUCAUAUUACCGGGAGACGAUGGUCGAACUGAUUUGGAUUUGCUACGAUCAGAUCUUCAGCGCGUUUCAAGGAUUAUUAAUGGGGCUGAUAUAUUGUCUCCUAAACAGUGAAGUACGUUCUGAAGUAAGACAACAAUUCUAUUCUUUCCGCUAUUCCUUCCAAACUGCGAAGAGAACACGCGCAACUCGCACAAUUUCACACACCAUGCAAUUCACCAUUCCGAUACCGAUCAAGGAAGAUCCCGAACAUCGCAGGACCACGGAUUGCAACUGCUAUAAAUCCACUGAGAAUUUAUAAAGGAAGCAUAUAGACACACAGGUAAAUACGAGGACGAGACAUAUUUAUUUAUAACUUUGUUUUUGAAACAUAAAAAAGAACUUAAUGUCCAGCAGCGAAAACGGCAAACUUUAGCUGCUAUUGCGCGCGCGCUAUUCGUAUUUCGUACAAAACGCAGAAACGCUUUUUUCACAAAUAUGCUGUAAUGCACACACAUACACACAUGAAAUGAUAAUUUUUGUCUAUCGCCAAACAUGCACACUCACACUCAUACAAAAUGCGUGUAGUGUAAAUUUUCAAACUAAUACUCGUUGAUUGGUCGUAAUGUAAUCUUGCAAGAAAAAGAAACAUAGAUAACAAUGUAAUGUUGAGUUGCGAUGUGUUUCAAAUGCUCGUGGUGAAAUGUAGGUGUAGUUUGGUGAGCUACAAUAUUAAGUUUCGACUCUCGAAAGCAGAACGUUCAAUUAAACUACUCAUGAAUCUCCUCCAGCGCGCCCCCUGGCUUAGUCUUAGAAACGAACGCUUAUAAUUAGAACUAUAAUGCGCUAGUUAUUCGACGUACUGAUUGAUCAUCAAUUUGAAACAAUUCCUAGCACGUAGUGAUUUUACGCUUAUUCUUUGCGGGCUUUCCGCUUUCGCACCGGCUCCUCCUUCUUAGGAACCUAGAACGGAACAGAAAUCGGUGUUUAAAUGUGUGUUUGUACUUAGAUAAUAAUUUUUUUAAUGUUCCUAUAGCUGUUACGAACAGUAGUAAUAGAAAAAUAUGUGUAAUA
Messenger RNA from Dalotia coriaria, 2346 nucleotides. Its product is annotated as parathyroid hormone/parathyroid hormone-related peptide receptor-like. Gene Ontology annotation, molecular function: peptide hormone binding; G protein-coupled peptide receptor activity. Bases 230 to 1594 code for a protein of 454 amino acids. Gene Ontology annotation, biological process: cell surface receptor signaling pathway; adenylate cyclase-modulating G protein-coupled receptor signaling pathway. Gene Ontology annotation, cellular component: plasma membrane. The transcript has 8 exons. NCBI's taxonomy places the organism in Eukaryota, Metazoa, Arthropoda, Insecta, Coleoptera, Staphylinidae. The record is from RefSeq and is a predicted model, not a curated record.